Phyllotreta striolata is the source of this 2220-nucleotide messenger RNA. The record is from the annotation of a GenBank genome assembly. NCBI's taxonomy places the organism in Eukaryota, Metazoa, Arthropoda, Insecta, Coleoptera, Chrysomelidae.
CUCAAAUUUAAGUAAGGUUAAGAAGUUAAAAGUGUGUUUUAUUUAUAAUAAGAUUUGUUAUAAAUAAUUAAGUUUAACCUAGUGAUUAUAGUAGUCCGUGAGAUUCAUAAAAAUUAUCAAAAUUCGUUUUACUAAUUUUUGUAGAGUUUUACUUAACAUGGGUCGGAAGCACCGGACAAGAAGAAAUCAUCAUUUUAAUCAUAAUAAGGAUGCUCAAAAACCGGAUAAUGUAGACACUCGAAAACCCUAUAGCGACAUAAUAAGAGAAAAUGAAAAGUUCGAGCAGUAUUAUAAACAUCUUAAUAUCUGCAAAGAAGAAGAAUUUAAUACGUUCGUAUCGUGUUUAAAGACGGAUUUACCAGCAACUUUUAGAAUAACCGGUUCGAAAGGAGUCGUAUACAAAUUAUUGGAAAUUGUUCAAGAUCAACUGAUAAGAGAUUGUGUCAACGAAGUAGAAGGAUUGGAAAAGCCAAAAAUAUUUCCCAUACCAUGGUAUCCCAACAAACUAGCAUGGCAAAUGGAAAUAACCAGAAACGAUAUAAGAAGAUGCGAAGCGUACUAUAAGCUUCACAACUUUUUGGUGUCCGAGACGGAAAAUGGUACUAUUUCCAGGCAAGAAUCCGUUAGUAUGAUACCUCCUCUGCUCCUCGAUGUUCAACCACAUCAUAAGAUACUAGACAUGUGCGCUGCACCAGGAUCAAAAACUGCGCAGCUUUUGGAACUUCUCCAUGCGAGCGAAGAGCCCAUACCAUCGGGCUACGUCAUAGCCAAUGACGUUGAUAACAAACGUUGCUACAUGUUGGUCCAUCAAGCUAAGAGAUUGAAUUCUCCUUGCAUUGCCGUUAUAAACCACGACAGUUCCAUUUUACCCAAUCUUUCGAUGACUCUACCUGAUGGGUCAACCGAACAGGUGAAAUACGAUAGGAUUCUUUGCGAUGUUCCCUGUUCGGGCGAUGGGACUUUACGAAAAAAUCCUGAUAUAUGGAUGAAAUGGACAGCAGCAAAUGGAUUAAAUUUACAUGGUGUACAAACCAGAAUACUAAGAAGAGGAAUUGAAUUGUUGAAUGUGGGUGGAAGAUUGGUGUAUUCUACUUGUUCCCUCAAUCCCAUUGAAAACGAAUCUGUCGUACACAGAAUUUUAACGGAAUUCGAAGGUGUUUUAGAACUAGUUGAUGUUUCCAACGUUCUACCCGGCUUAAAAUAUUCACCCGGAAUGGAAGAUUGGCCAGUGUCGAGUAGAAAUCUAGAAUUCUACAAAACAUUCGAUGAAGUAGACGAAAAAUGGAGAACAACUAUCAGACCUCAAAUGUUCCCGCCUAAAGUUGAAGACAGAAGCAAGUACAAUCUUAAUAGAUGCGUACGAAUUUUGCCGCACCAACAAAAUUCUGGAGCUUUCUUUGUGGCUGUUUUCAGAAAACUGAAAACCUUACCCGAGAAACCGAGCUCCUUAGAUUCGGAAAACAAAGAGACGCUGGACAACAAUAAAAGAGAUAACGAGGACAGCAGACCGCAAGGACAAAGGAAAAGAAGGAAAAAGGACGCCUAUACAGAAGAUCCUUUCGUAUUUUUUACUGAAAACGAACCAGUCUGGAACGACAUCAAAAGCUUCUAUCAAGUAUCGGACAGCUUCGAUUCGAAGUGCCUGUUGACGAGAUGUCACGUGGGUAAAAAGAAGAAUAUUUAUUUGACCUCAGAAGCAGUUAGGAACUUGGUAAUCACCAAUCAGGGGGCUGUAAAACUAAUCAACACAGGCGUGAAGGCUUUCGUGCGCUGCGAUAACAAAAACAUGAAGUGUGCUUUCAGGAUCGCUAACGAUGGAUUGGAGAGCAUAUAUCCUUAUAUCGGAAAUGAUAGGAAAGUGAUGAUUCCAAGGGAUGAUUUGAUUACUUUAUUAAUGAAUGAUACUCCUCAAAAAUCGCCUCCUAUAGCCGAGCUUUCGGAAUCGAUUCGAAACCAAGUGGAUAAUUUAAGUCCAGGUAGUUGUGUACUCAUUUAUAAAGAAGAAACUUCUACUAACCCACUUGUUAUUCACAUAAGCGGGUGGAGAGGUACCACUUCUUUGAGAUGUUACAUGGACAGACAUAGUACUUUCCAUUUACUGAGACUUUUAGGCGGGGAUGUUUCGAAAUACGACAAAAAUAAAUUCAAAAAAGACGAUUCGGAAGAAGCUCGAAACGUCGAAGAAGCCGAGGAAGAGGAAGGUUUAAAAGAGUAGUUUUU